Molecule: messenger RNA, 4622 nt
Organism: Jaculus jaculus (lesser Egyptian jerboa)
Lineage: Eukaryota; Metazoa; Chordata; Mammalia; Rodentia; Dipodidae
Gene: Ppp1r3b
Product: protein phosphatase 1 regulatory subunit 3B
Exons: 2
Coding region: 151-1005 (284 amino acids)
Biological process (GO): regulation of glycogen catabolic process; regulation of glycogen biosynthetic process
Cellular component (GO): protein phosphatase type 1 complex
Molecular function (GO): protein phosphatase regulator activity; protein phosphatase 1 binding; glycogen binding
Source: RefSeq, a predicted model, not a curated record
CUCCAGGGACACUCGGACGCUCACGUAGCGGGGUGGCAGCGGUCGCCCCUGCCGCCUCCCUCUGUCGGAGCUUGCCCAUGCGGCCAGCGAGCUGGGCCGGGGGCUUCCGCGCCGCCCGAGAGAGUUCUAGCCUAUGCGUCUAGCCCCGUGAUGGCUGUGGACAUCGAGUACAGAUACAGUAGCAUGGCUCCUUCCUUGCGCCGAGAGCGCUUCUCCUUCAAGAUCUCCCCCAAGCUGAGCAAGCCACUGAGGCCUUGUAUUCAGCUGGGCAACAAAGAUGAAGCCAGCGGCCUGGUGGCCCCGACUGUGCAGGAGAAGAAGGUGAAAAAGCGGGUGUCCUUCGCAGACAAUCAGGGGCUGGCCCUGACAAUGGUCAAAGUGUUCUCCGAGUUUGAUGACCCGUUAGAUAUUCCAUUUAACAUCACCGAGCUCCUGGACAACAUCGUGAGUCUGACGACAGCAGAGAGUGAGAGCUUUGUUUUGGAUUUUUCACAGCCUUCUGCGGAUUACCUAGACUUUAGAAACCGACUACAGGCCAACCACGUCUGCCUGGAAAACUGUGUUCUAAAGGACAAAGCCAUCGCAGGCACCGUGAAGGUUCAGAACCUCGCAUUUGAGAAGAUCGUGAAGGUCAGAAUGACAUUUGACACCUGGAAAAGCUUCACAGACUUCCCUUGCCGGUAUGUGAAGGACACUUACGCCGGUUCAGACAGGGACACAUUCUCCUUUGACAUCAGAUUGCCUGAGAAGAUUCAGUCUUAUGAGAGAAUGGAGUUUGCUGUGUGUUUCAAGUGUAAUGGCCAGGAAUACUGGGACAGCAACAAAGGCAGAAACUAUAGGAUCAUCCGGGCUGAACUCCAGGCCACUCAGGGAAUAACAGAGCCACAGAAUGGGCCGGAUUUCGGGAUAGCAUUUGACCAGUUUGGAAGCCCUCGGUGUUCCUAUGGGCUGUUUCCAGAGUGGCCUAGUUACUUGGGAUAUGAAAAGCUAGGGCCCUACUACUAGUGACUGCAGCUGAAAGAUUGUGGCUCUGGUCACAAUGGAGCAGAGAAGCCAAGGGAAGAGCAAAGAUUUGAAAAGAAGGCUCCUGGUUGGUUGUUUCUUAAACCAGCUAGCCCAGCCAGGUUUCCAUCCUAACUGGUUUCUUGGUGAGAGGAGAGGAGGUGUCAUGAAGUGCCGAGGCACCUGGGGUGACCAAGAGAGAUGCACAGGAUGGUGCCCAAAGGCUCUGGAGAGGAACAAGCCUGCCGUGCUGGUGAGGAUGGAGGAGUCAGCCUCUCCUCAGCACUUGGACGUGGAAAGUCAGUCACACAAAAGUCACCUGGUCCCCAGCCACCUCCGCCAGACACUCACCUGUCCUGCACCUGCCUCGCAUUCCUGUGCAUUGCUGCUUUUCUGCAUCUGCCCAGAACCACCCUCUUCCUCAGUGCAGUGACACUGUGGCCUGAUGGCCCACGUGUCUAAUAUAGCUUUGGAAGGGAGAUGGGAGCCACCCCCUCCUUUGCAAUCUCAUUCUCUGCACUGCCUUCUCUCUCAUUGUCCCUCCAGUGUUCUGGGAAAGAUACUAAAUAGCUUGUGACCGAGAUGGGCAUUUCUUCCCCCGUCUUCCUGACAACAUAUAUCUUCCAGCAGAGCUACACAUGCCAAUUAUUGGAAAGUUACUGGUUUCUGCAUGGAGGUCACACAUUGCUACAUUGUAACAAGCUGGGAGCCAGGAAAGUCCUGAGGUUUAGCUUUUCCUCUUGGCUUUUGGGGGAGCUUUCUAAGUACUCACAUUCACCCUGAGUUACAGCAGGCUCAAUGACAAGAUCUGUUUUCACUUCUUGGCUGGUUUGCCAGCCUCAUUCUUUGAGAGAACCGCAGCUCUCCUUUCCUAGAGAGUCCCAUGGCUGAUGAAUGCUCACGACAUGUGAGUGGCACACCCAGCUUACCCAAUCAUGGAGCCAUCAGAAAUGCCUAGAUUUAUUUUGUCCACAAUAUACAGUAAUACAAUGGAAACCUGAUGAACACUCAAGGACAUUUAUUGAGGUGUUCUUAUUUAUAGUAUGUAUGUAAAGGGCUAGGGGACAAAGUCUCACCAAGUUGUCAUAUUUUAAACAUUUACCAACUCUGAACUAUCAGAGAUUAAUUGCUUUUGACAAUAUUGGACUAAAAUGCAUUGGUAAAUGCUCUUUUGGAACUCCUGGGACAUUCAUUGUUGGAUGGAUGCCUAAAACCUGUGAUUUUUCUUAGGCAGCAUUGGUUUUUAUUUAGCAGUGUAUGAAAAAUGUUUUACAUGCAUAUUUGUAGAAAUCUGGGGGGUUGUUUGUUGCUGGAGUUUGAUAAAUGACUGCUUCUUUUCUGCUUAAUCUUAACUAAAGCGAGGUUUCCCUAAUGCAUGGAGGAUAGGUGGUACAGCUGCUGGACCUGCCAGGCAGAGAAUUCUGUGCUUGAAUGUUCCACUUGUUAAGAAAGGUGUCCUGUUCCCCAGGACAUUUAUGUCUGCAUCAGGCUGAUGUCAAGAGCCUUGACACCUAGCAUUGUGUGGUUGGGGGUUAUUUUUAUUUCAUGAUAUUUUACUUUAAAAUGUUUUGACUUGUUAAAUACUAAAUAGUAUUCAGUAUAUAAUUCUUAUGCCUAAGCCUGGCUGUUAUUAGUCUGUGCUUUGUGUUUGGCUCCUCGUGCGAGUGGAUAGCACUCUGGGUUACAUGCUGAUACCUCUUAUGGGGAAUCACCUGCAGUGGGUCAGGGCUGUGUUUCAUCUAAGCAUACCAUAUACCAGAUACACAGACAGAACUGCAAAUAUUCUAGAUUUAAUGGUCAGCACCAUUAAUAGCAGAAAUCUAAAUUGAAUGGAAGACAACUGAUCUCAUGUGAGUCAUGGAUUUUAUUUUGUGUUAAGGAGUUGCCCUCCCCAUGCAGGGAAUAGCUGAGUGCACUGUCACUUGCAAGUCACCAAACGAAGCAGAAUGAAGUCUAGAGUUGUCUUUCAUGAUGAUCUUCAGACAUUCCCAUGUCAAAAUUUGAAAUAUGGUAAUUCAAUGAUAAUUAUCUCUCCUGAAGGAACUAGAAGGCCUCUGCCCUCCCCUUCUUCCUCCCAACUCACCCCAGCUUUCUUGCCGGGGGCAGGGGUAGCAGGCCCCUCACCAGCACACCUGGGGUGUACACCCCACCACUCAGCUCAGAAGACAAGUCCUUGCCUGCCUGCAAAGACCCUUCUCCCAGUAAAGGAGCCCACUUGCUGCUAUCAGCCAUCAGGCCAUCUCUCUCGCAGGUACUGAGGAUUUCUGUUCCUUAGUCCCAACACAGUCUUGUUCUGUUGGGCCCAAUCUGUCUCAUGACUUUCAGAUGGCCUUGGGAGCCUCAUUGGAGGACUGUCCCCUAUGUCAUAGCUCACUAUAAUGGACAGACCUACAUGUUUCAGAGGGUGAUAAUAGGUUCCUUAGUUGGAGACUUCACUACAGCCUAAGGUAGUCAUUUGCUUCACACAGCUCGUGGUUAUGGUGACAGAUUGCCCUCAGGCCCCAUAUUCUUCCCACAUCAUCUCCCAAAGGACCAGUCACUGGUCACUGUGCUGCCAGACACCAUAACACAAGCAUGGGAGGCAACUCUCUUUUUAUUUCAUAUUUAUUUCCCCAAGUACCCUGGGGUGCUUUUGCAAAAUGGGUGCAAUAAAUACGUUUGACUAUAUAAAGAUAUUAACUAGUUGUUUUGUGUUUUGGGAAGUUAAGCAUGUGAGUGGGUUUGUAUGUAAAGUAUUUAUAGGAAAGUUGCAGAGAAAACUAGUUUUUUAGAAAUUAAAUCAAGAUGAGUCAAUGGUGGGAGUUAUUUUAUCCUUAAGAUUUCAUUUUAAUGAUAAAACAUGGUACUUUUUAAAAGACUGUAAAUUUUGAACUGCUUUGUGUUUUUUUUUUCUUGUAUCUUACUUGCUUUUGAAGAACAAGCAUAAAUUGUGAUUAUUUUAAUGUCAAAUGGGCUAUAUAUGUUUAUUUUUUUUAGAAGUGCUCAUUAUAGAAGAUUCCUUCUCAAUGUGUAGUGAAUGAAUACCUGGUAGUCUUUCCUUUGUUUCUGUUUUUACCAUUUCUCCACAGGAUGUAGGCCUGGAGGCUCUUGGGACUAACUGUGUCUCUGAAUGGAAUCACUGAAAUUGGAGAGAAGAUGAUACACAAAUAAUGGGGUCUUACCGGAAAUGGGAUCUUACAGAGGCACCCAAAGACAGUCUGGUAGCUAAUGGUAAUGUCCUGAAGCCGGGGGGCAGAACACACGAGGGAUGGGCCGUUUCUCCCGGUGGCCGAUGGGAAGCCUCACAGCUCAGCCUGCGAAGCUCUGAGUGUUUUUACAAUUCAUGCUUCCUAGAGACUCCUGGGGCCCAGGGAGGACUUCUGGAAGCAGAGAUGAUGGUACAUUUUGCCUUUAAUGUGAAUGUACAACUGAGGGUGUGUCUUCAUUUUAUGCCUAAAAGUGCCUUAUCAAGAAAAUUUUGCAUGUUUUUAAGAAAUAUUUUUGUACACAAACAUAAAGGGGACUUGCACUUUACAAUCACAAGAACGGAUGUUUGUGCUGUGUGUGUGUGGUGUAAGAAAAUGGUUUGUAUCUAUUUCAAAACAAAAAUGUAAUAAAGAUGGAAAAAAACCACCCUGAAA